Molecule: messenger RNA, 2442 nt
Organism: Hyalella azteca
Lineage: Eukaryota; Metazoa; Arthropoda; Malacostraca; Amphipoda; Hyalellidae
Exons: 7
Coding region: 136-2301 (721 amino acids)
Molecular function (GO): calcium ion binding
Source: RefSeq, a predicted model, not a curated record
UUCGUUAAAGUGAUUGCAUAAAUGCAUAUUAAGGUCACCUUACAGUUUUUAUGAUAGAUAUUAAACAUUGAAAAUGUUAGUUCAAGAUAGGGUAAUUUGACUUGUGUUUAACUGUGAACAAAUGCUUAAGUGACAAUGUACGGCAUGGUUGGACACUCAAUCGAGGGUUGUGAAAGGAAGAAGAAGAAAUCGAAGAAUCAGAGUAAGAACUUUUCCCCUAAACAGGGAGCUUCAAUUAGAGCUGGAGUGAUUAUAGGAGGUGCAGUGCUUGGGUGCAAGUUGCCUGGUAAUGUCGAGCAACCUGACGAGUUGAGGUCAAGCUCUUUAGACUUGGGAGAGGGAGGCAGACUCCUGAACUACAAUGAUAAAUUGAUAGUCGGAACUCGUGAACAAUCGUACCAGUUGAGUACCCGCGACUUCCCGGCAUUUGGACAGAGUUGCAGUAGAUCUAAAACUGAGAAGUGUGGGUGGAAAGAUCGGUUUAGACGGAAACGUAACGAUAGAGAAUCUCAGUGUUCAAAUUUUGGAGGCGGCAAUGGCUGUGUGCAAAACAGUGAACUUAGGAGGCCGAUAUUACCACGGAGAGACUCGCGAGAGGAGGCCAUGGCCAAGCUAACUUUACAAAGUUAUUCGACGUCACCGAGUCACGUGCACCGCAAACUUUACGACAGCCCCGGCAGCCGCGGCGACGGUUGUUCAGAAGGAGGUAGAUCUCGGUGUGAGACUCCGCUGCGCUUCAUCGACGCCCACGUUAAUGACGUAAGAAUUCCAAUAGAAAAAGACUACGUAGAAUAUGACUGGAGUGAAGCAAAGGCCUUACCAUGCGCUUACUCAAGCAAAAGUAUAAAAUCAAAAUACUCCUGUGAUGGAUUAGCUGUAAGAAAUUCUAAUUGCUGUGCUCAUACCUGUGUGCCAUGCUAUAGUUACGCCUCAAAAAGAUAUUGCAUUCAUUGUAGAAGAGAUUUAGAUUGUAACAGUUAUGUACACGAUCAUCGAUUGGAUGCUAACGUAGCUGAACUUCAUCACUCCACUUACUCUGAAGUACCAAUUCCAGUUGCGUUCAGAUCUUCUUUUAGUUUAACAGAUAACAUAUGUGAGUCAUCAGCGGGCGUUUCUGAUGCUUGCUGCAGCGACCCAAGUCCGAAUGACCUGCAUGCGAGUUCAGUUUGCCAGACAAACCUCGUUGCAAAAUCUCGGUCGGAAAAUCUCUUAAGUUCUCUAGAAAAAGGCUCGCCGCGAUCAUCGACACUCACUAAAACCGAGGCUUUGAGACAGAAUGCGAUAAAAAUCCGGAACAGGGAAAUGUUUUCUGACAUAAGACCUUCUUGUGACGAGCGCGUGACAAAGAGCGAAGAAAGUGUAUUCUCAGGGGAAGUUACGAGCGACGAAUUGCGGGAACGUGACAGAUCCACGAUGAAUAGUGCACGGAAGUCGCGGGCCUCGAAGAGUUCAGACGACCUCCAGAGUCAGGCGACCAUCACUCAUUCCUCGACCCAGACACCAAUAAUUGAGCCUCAAGAGAAGUCAAAGAAAGAAGAUCCCCGCGAGGUUGCCAAGAGACGUAAAGAACGGGAGAGAAGACGGCGGGAGGCGGCCUUACCGUUCAUCCAGCGGGUCUACUUGAUGAUCAAACGCCUCUCUGGAACUGAUGAUGAAGAGGAAGAGGAAGGCGACGACUUCUCGCUUCAGGUGACGCGUCAUCGGCCAGAGGAGCUGGACAAGCUCACGCGCACGACGCUCUUCACGAGACGGGAAAUUCAGCUCAUCUACCGCGGCUUCAAGCAGGAAUGUCCCACGGGGAUGGUGGAUGAGGACGGCUUCAAAAAAAUAUUUGCUCAGUUCUUUCCCCUUGGGGAUGCUUCGAAAUACGCUCAUUACGUCUUCAACACUUUCAAGCACAAUCACCAAGGCCAAAUAAGCUUCGAGGAUUUCUUGUCGGCUCUCUCAACUGUGUCUCGUGGUUCAACACAAGACAAACUGCAGUGGAUAUUCGGGCUGUACGAUGUCAAUCACGACGGGUUUAUCUCUAAGAAGGAGAUGGAGGACGUGGUGCGGGCAAUAUACGAGAUGCUCGGACGCUCCACCAACCCGCCCAUGGAUGAGGCAGCUCCCAGGCAUCAUGUUGACAAGGUCUUCCGGCUCAUCGACUCCAACAACGACGGUACGAUCACCAUUGAAGAGCUAGCCGCCUUCAUAUCGCAAGACGAGACCGCCCUACAGUCCCUCAGUAUGAUGGACACGGUGCUCUACACGCGCCCUCCUCACCCGCUCAUCACACGGCCUUCCCUCAGCAAUCCUUAGCUCCUAACACGGUGCUCUACACGCGCCCUCCACACCCGCUCAUCACACGGCCUUCCCUCAGCAAUCCUUAGCUCCUAACACGGUGCUCCACACGCGCCCUCCACACCCGCUCAUCACACGGCCUUCCCUCAGCAAUCCUUA